Komagataella phaffii GS115 is the source of this 1782-nucleotide messenger RNA. Its product is annotated as GPI-anchored aspartyl protease (yapsin) involved in protein processing. Gene Ontology annotation, molecular function: aspartic-type endopeptidase activity. Gene Ontology annotation, biological process: proteolysis. Lineage: Eukaryota; Fungi; Ascomycota; Pichiomycetes; Pichiales; Pichiaceae. The coding region runs from base 1 to 1782 and encodes 593 amino acids. The record is from RefSeq and is a predicted model, not a curated record. The transcript has 2 exons.
AUGUUUGUGAUCCAGCUGGCAUUCCUAUGUCUAGGCGUCAGCCUAACCACUGCACAACCUAGUUCACCUUUCAAGGCAAAUAAGUUUCCUUUUAAAAAGGUUCACUACUCAUCAAACCCUAGCGAUCGCCUUAUUAAGCGAGACAACUAUAAGAAGCUUGACUUGAGACAUCUUGGCGUCUUGUAUACUGCGGAAAUUGAAAUUGGUUCAGGCAAAACUGAAAUCGAAGUUAUUGUUGACACCGGAUCUGCAGAUUUGUGGGUAAUUGACUCAAAUGCAGCCGUAUGCGAUUGUCCUAUCUUGAGAUACAAGUUUCAGGAAAACCAUCUUUUGAAGAGAAACGAGGCCUUGAAUUUUGAUGUCGAUCUGAAUAAGCCCAUUUGUGAUCAAUUUGGAUCCUUCAAUCCACAGUCAUCAAGAACUUUUCAAAGCAACGACACAGCAUUUAGUAUCAGAUAUCUGGACAACUCUUUUGCCAAUGGAUCGUGGGUGAGGGAUACGGUUUAUGUUGGUGAUUUUGAAAUUGACCAGCAAAGUUUUGCAUUGGUUGAUAUCACAAAUAACUACAUGGGAAUUCUGGGCCUUGGUCCUUCUAGUCAGCAGACAACCAAUAGUGAUCCUACAGAUAACAGUUUCACUUAUCUUGGUAUUCUGGAUUCUUUGCGGGCCCAAGGAUUCAUUAAUUCAGCCUCGUACUCGGUUUAUCUGGCCCCAGAUGGUAAGACUGAUGAUACUGAUCACGAUGAUGGUGAGAUCCUGUUUGGUGCUAUCGACGAGGCUAAAAUUAAUGGACAGUUGAAGUUGUUUCCAUAUGUCAAUCCUUAUAAAUCGGUAUACCCUGACCAAUACGCUUCAUACAUCACCGUUUCCAGUAUUACUGUAGCCAGUUAUUUUAGUAGCCGCUUGGUUGAAAGAAUCCCUCAAUUAGCUCUUUUAGACACUGGUGCCACAUUUUCUUACUUGCCAACUUAUACGCUGAUACGUCUCGCCUAUGCCAUCCAUCCUGGUUUUGAGUAUGUCCGACAACUGGGUUUAUUUAUUAUAGAGUCAAACGUACUCUCCAGUGCGAGACAAAGUACCAUUGACUUCCGGUUUGGCAAAGACGUAGUAAUUCGAUCCAAUGUUUCAGACCAUCUACUCGACGUAUCACAAUACUUCACAUCUGGACAUUAUCUUGCACUUACCAUCCAUGAAAGUGUCGAUGGGCUUCUCAUUUUGGGUGACACGUUUAUCAAGUCCACCUACUUAUUUUUCGACAAUGAUAACAGUGAAUUGGGUAUUGGUCAGAUCAAAAUUACCAAUGACGAGGAUAUUCAAGAAGUUGGUGAAUUCACCUUAGAACGCGAUUCAGACUAUUCUUCUACAUGGUCCAUUUACUCUUAUGAAACUUCUUUGGAUCCCUUAAGCACUGGCACUGGUACGGGGUCAACCUAUUCUCCUACUCGCAGUACUACAGCUAGAAGCGAACCGACUACGUCUCGACGCUCCACCACCCUUCAACCCAGAACAACUGUGAUUCCUUCUAUUGACAGGCUUUCAUUGAACAGCAUAACUAGUCAUGGUUCCUCUACUAACGGAACCUCCCCAACUAAUGAGACUUCUUUUGCUGAGGAUGGAGGAACUUUGACACCCGAAGAAGCUUCUUUGACAACUUCACUAAAUUCUGCUACUAUUUCUGAGACUACUUUUGUCGAUGUUGAAACUUCUACUACCAAUGGUGCUUCAGUUGUAUCUUUGAGUGUUGGUCCCUGCAUUAUUGCCUUCCUACUACUCAUCUCUUAA